CUAUGAAAGUCCUGUCAUUUUUCCCCCCAGCGAGAGGGAAAAGGAGGGAGCUGGUCGCUUUUAUUUGGACGCCAUCCCGUCUUGGCGCAAGAAAAAGGCGCACUUCUAUUGAAAGAAAAUCAACUGUAGGGACACGUUUCAAGACUGUUAUGAGCUCUUAAGAGAGGAGGAGACUGUCGCGUGUGGAACUCGGGUCUGUAUUACUGGAACAUGAGGAAGCCAGUGCCACAGAGAGUUGCUAUUGAGUGGAAAGAUGCCAGACGGAUGAAACAAGCCAGAAGUGGCCGUCCCUCCAGAGUCCCCUCGCAGUAUCAAGGAGGGCAUUUCAGUUGGGAUAAGUACCUGAAGGAGACGGGAGCAGCUGCCGCUCCGGACCCGUGCUUCAGACAGAGCCCUACCCCCCCAGUGAACGAGUUCAAGGCAGGCAUGAAGCUGGAGGCCCAGGACCCGAGGAACACCACGUCCACCUGCAUCGCCACCGUGGUGGGUCUGACCGGCUCGCGGCUCCGCCUGCGCCUCGACGGCUCGGACAACAAGAACGACUUCUGGCGCCUGGUGGACUCGUCGGAGAUCCAGCCCAUCGGCAACUGCGAGAAGAACGGCGGCAUGUUGCAGCCACCGCUGGGUUUCCGGCUCAACGCAUCGUCUUGGCCCAUGUUCCUGCUGAAAACACUGAACGGAGCGGAGAUGGCCCCGACGCGCAUCUUUCACAAGCAGGAGCCCCCGGCCCCGGAGAAGAACUCCUUCCAGGUCGGCAUGAAGCUGGAAGCGGUGGAUCGCAAGAACCCUCACUUUAUCUGCCCGGCGACGGUGGGGGCGUUGCGGGGCACGGAGGUGUUGGUCACCUUCGACGGCUGGAGGGGCGCCUUCGACUACUACUGUCGCUAUGACUCCCGCGACAUCUUCCCCGUGGGCUGGUGUUCCACUACCGGGGACAACCUGCAGCCCCCCGGAACCAAAGUAGUGUUACCUAAGACCCUCAGCGCGUCACCAGACGGCACGGUGGAGGGAGCGGCCAUGCCCCCCACAGCGCCAGGGCGGCCCCCGGGCCAGAGGGGACGCAAGCCGGGCCGCAGGAAAACCAAGCUGGCCACGCCCUGGGGCCAGAAAGGACCCACACAACCCACCGCCAAAGGGCUGGAGCCCAUCAAGAUACCCAAGAAGAGAGGCCCCAAGCCAGGGAGUAGGCUGGGCUGGGCUAAGCGUGCAGCCUGGCUAGAGGGGGCCAUGGUGGGCCCGGGGCGGCCGGUGUCACGGCCCAGAGGACGUCUGCCUGCCAACUGGCCCGAGAGGAUGGCCCUGCAGCAGGCCCAAGCAGAACCCAUCAAGAUCCCAAAGAAAAGGGGGCCCAAGCCAGGCAGCAAGAGGAAACCCCGGGUGGUGCCCGACCCUGUGCCCACGUCUCCCACCAGCAGCACCCCAGAGCCAGACACCAGCUCUGUGCCCAUGGACAACGCCUCCAUCCCUAGCUCAGCCCUGCAGGCUCCCACUGUGUGUGUGUACCUGAACAAGUAUGGGAAGGUGGGGCCCCACCUGGACGUCCGGCGGGUGGUGCUGCUCCCGGACCACUUUGGGCCGGGCCGGGCCUCCUCCGUGCUGCAGCAGUGCGUGCAGGCCUGCGUGGACUGCGCCCACAACCAGGGCACCGUGUUUGCCUGCCUCAAGUCGGGGCACGGCGGAGAGGUCAUCUCAGCAUACUUUGACCAGCAGCAGCACACGCUGACCCUGCCCACGGUCAACAGCGUCACCUACGUCCUCCGCUUCCUGGAGAAGCUCUGCCACAACCUCCACUGUGACCCGCUGUACGGAAGCCAGCCUGUCGCUGGAGGAGGAGGGCACCACGACAGCCGAGUCCACUCAGAAAGACGAGGCUUCGCCGAGGGGCUGACGACGGGGCCGGGCCGGGGGGCUAAGAGGUUCCUGCAGGACUCCUACAGCAGCCCCCUCUCCCACAAACUGGCCAAGAGCCACCACCUUUCGUCAGAAGGCGACUCCUUCCUCCUGGAGAACGGCGUGGGGGUGCCAGAGCACUUAAAGAAGAGCCCCCUGUCCCCCGGCUCCACGGGGGCCCUGCCCCUGGGCCUCCGCUCGCCCGGAAAACUGCUGCACCUCAACUCCGCAGGAUCCGGAAGUUUCCGGGAGAGCCCCCGGUCCAGCGGCCAGGACCCCAACCUGUGGACGAUGGAGGAGGUGAUGCAGUACAUCCGAGACGUCGACCCCCUGCUGGCUCCACACGCUGACCUGUUCAGGAAACACGAGAUUGACGGGAAGGCCCUCCUAUUACUGCGCAGCGACAUGAUGAUGAAGUACAUGGGGCUGAAGCUGGGCCCUGCCCUCAAGCUCACUUUCCACAUUGACAAGCUCAAACGCCCCUGAUGACGUCAUCACCCUCCCCCCGCCCCCCAAAUGACUGUCCUCUCCCUGCAACCCUUCACCAGAUAACAGUAUAAUAUUAUGCACUGCAUACAGGAAAAUACUGAACCAUUACAUGUAGCAUUUACUGCUUGGUAGCUCUGCCCGGCUUCAUGUACCCUUCCUGCAUUUGCCUCCUCCCUCCAACUUUUUGAUUCAAGAUUUUCGUUUUUUUUUGUGUGGCACAAUCCAGCCUCAAGGCAGCAUGGGAUAUGCAGUCUCCUCCAGCUCUUCUCAUGCCCCAUCAUCUUUCCCACCCCCCAGUAUCUCUGAACUACAUUUCAAUCAAGCCUCUGGUUGAAGGUGAUGAAGAAAUGUCUGCAAUUUUACUGUAAAGACCAUUUUAGGUCUGUUUUGAAUCUCGUUUGUUGACUUUCGGUCCUGUACAUUUCUUUUUUGUACCCCCUGAAAAUAAGGAAUCGCAUCGGCCGUUUUGAUGGUCAUUUUUUUAACUUAAUAUUUGUUCUGAGCUGACACUACGUUUCUCCUAGCUAUUGGAAAUGCCUCUGGUCGACGUCUCAUUUUGAGGCACAGUUUUUUGAACUGACACUACCACAUUUCAAACCUUGUUAUUCCAAAAUACUGCCAUAAUGAACUGUGUUGCUUUUACCUUGUUCUCGAUGUUGUUUACAAUGACGGUGUCUUGUCUGUUGUUAUUUGUACUUUUUUCAUUUUUAUACUAUAUUAUUAGAGUUCAUACAUUGAGAGCAUUAUCAUACUCAAUAAUGUUCAAUAAAUAUAUAACAAGU
Molecule: messenger RNA, 3161 nt
Organism: Osmerus eperlanus (European smelt)
Lineage: Eukaryota; Metazoa; Chordata; Actinopteri; Osmeriformes; Osmeridae
Product: polycomb protein SCMH1-like
Exons: 16
Coding region: 211-2376 (721 amino acids)
Biological process (GO): negative regulation of DNA-templated transcription
Cellular component (GO): nucleus
Molecular function (GO): histone binding; chromatin binding
Source: RefSeq, a predicted model, not a curated record